This is a messenger RNA of Limulus polyphemus (Atlantic horseshoe crab), 1806 nucleotides long. RefSeq names its product homeobox protein zampogna-like. The record is from RefSeq and is a predicted model, not a curated record. Gene Ontology annotation, biological process: cell differentiation; regulation of transcription by RNA polymerase II. Gene Ontology annotation, cellular component: nucleus. The transcript has 3 exons. Gene Ontology annotation, molecular function: RNA polymerase II cis-regulatory region sequence-specific DNA binding; DNA-binding transcription factor activity, RNA polymerase II-specific. NCBI's taxonomy places the organism in Eukaryota, Metazoa, Arthropoda, Merostomata, Xiphosura, Limulidae. The coding region runs from base 176 to 1105 and encodes 309 amino acids.
CAGUUAAACAUUCCAUUUCACUCAUCUCGUCGAUACUAGCGUGUUUACGUUGCUAACAAGGCUUACUUACAAAGACAUUCUUGGCGGAACUUUCUGAUUCAAACACUAGGCCUUAGAGUUACUUAUAUCUGGGUUGUUGUUUUCUAUCCGAGAUCACGGCCUGUAAGUUAUUGCUAUGAAUCAAACCCGAGUGUCUGCGAUUAAUUCGUUCUCGAUUUCCAGCAUCCUGACUGGUCCUGGAGCGUCCACGAUUUCUAACUCCGUUGUUCGUGACUUUUCCGGUUUCGAUUCGGAAGAAAACAAAUUAGAGAACAUUCUCCAGCGGAGGAGAACCCCUGAACAGCCCGAACCACCCGCAAGUCAGCACCCGCUACUCGCGGCUGACCCACGAAGCCACGAGAGUCACCCUUCGACGUUGCCAGUGGUCCGAUUUGGACAGAACAGUGUCUUGAGAGCCCCUGGACAACAGCACUCGGCAAAAAGGUCGAGAUACGUUGCUCACCAUCUGGACCAAGGCACCUCCGAUUCUCCGGCUAGUCCCGCAGUAAACCACCCGGAAACCGAACAAGGUGAUAGUGUAGAGACUAGUAGUGUAUUGCUCGGGGACGAGAGGGAAAGAGAGAAUGAUCAUCCCAAAAGUGACGUUAACGAAGAGUCUUUGGAGACCGGAGAUGACGCAAAGGACUCUUCGGGACCACGUCAAUACAGUCCCGAGACGUACCCGCAACCCCGAGCCAAGAAGAAGCGCUCACGAGCGGCGUUCUCCCACGCGCAGGUUUUCGAGUUGGAACGACGAUUUAGCCACCAACGCUACCUUUCUGGGCCGGAGAGAGCAGACUUAGCUCAGGCACUGAAGUUAACGGAAACCCAAGUGAAGAUCUGGUUCCAAAAUCGACGUUACAAAACGAAACGACGACAGCUGUACAACGCAACGGGCUUAGCCACAGGGAAAAAAGUCGCCGUUAAGGUUUUAAUGAAAGACGACCAGCUGGUGUACAGACGAGAAGAGUUAAUUAGGCCUCCUGUCCUCUUUCCGUCUUUCCCCAUUCCAGGUUUUCACUAUAACUGGCUGUGUCCACCGUGGCUAAUGGGUUGCACGCAGUAAUUUCUCUAAACACCUUCGAGAUCCCACAUUUCGUCACCAACAUGUCAAGGUGGGGGGGGGGGGGGGUAGGACUUAGAGCAAAACGUAUCGGAUACUUUGAAUGGAAAUAAGCUUCGAAAAAGUUCUUUUUUAUUUCACAGUUAUCGUUGAUAAAGAAGUUAUAUUACAUCUAUCUUUAAAAAGAUUCUUAAGCAAUUGUAUGACUUCUAAGCAUUUCUACGAGCGAAACGUUUGCGAUAAAAAAAAAAUUAUAUACAUUAAGAUUUAAUACUCUGACAGAGAAGCACCAAAAUAUUAGGUUUUUCUUUUUCUCCUUUUGAUUUUCUUGGAAAUACAGAUAAAAUGAAAUUUUGUGUUAGAUUCUAAGCCUUGUAACGUGUAAAACUUUUAUUACGUGGCUUUAUUAGGUUGUUCUAAGUAUGAUAAACUACGAAAACUCGUGUCUUUGCAUGGAAAUCAGUUAAUGUUAGAGAUUUCGAGCAGACUGGGUGAAAGUAUAGACUUCCUUGGUAUCAAUACAUACACGAUGGUAAAUGGACGAUAAUACCCUUGAUAACGUUUUGGGACAACAACAUGGGACCUAUUGGUCCAUCUCAGUUGUUCAUCCUCUAAAUAAACUAUUAAUAGACUGGGUGAAAGUAUAGACUUCCUUGGUAUCAAUACAUACACGAUGGUAAAUGGACGAUAAUACCCUUGAUAAC